CUCCACAAGCACAGGCCCAGAUUGGCUGGAGAACCGUCAACCGUCCAAGAUCCGAAUCCCCGAAAUGGUUGGUACGGGUACUGAAUCGGCUAGUUCAAAUUUGUGGUUAGCUUCGAAUCCCAGUAAGAGAUGGGGCGAGCUUUUCUUUCUUUGCUACACUCCUUUCUGGCUCACUCUCUGUUUGGGAAUCGUUGUUCCUUACAAGCUCUACGAGAGCUUCACGGAAUUGGAGUAUUUGCUCCUUGCUUUGGUAUCUGCAGUUCCUUCUUUCUUGAUACCAAUGAUAUUUGUUGGGAAGGCUGACAGAAAAUUAUGUUGGAAGGAUCGUUAUUGGGUCAAGGCCAGUCUCUGGAUAGCAAUAUUUAGUUAUGUUGGAAAUUACUUCUGGACCCACUAUUUCUUUACAGUUUUGGGAGCCUCUUACACUUUCCCAUCUUGGAAAAUGAAUGAUGUACCACACACAACUUUCCUUCUCACACAUGUCUGCUUCCUGUUUUACCAUGUUACCUCAAACAUGACGCUUCGCAGGCUGCAACGUUCGAUUGCUGGUAUGCCAGAUAGCAUUCGCUGGGCUUUUGAGGCAGCAUGGAUUUUGGCUCUUUCUUAUUUCAUAGCAUACCUGGAGACUGUAGCUAUUUCAAAUUUUCCUUAUUAUGAGUUUGUGGACCGGGCAUCAAUGUACAAAGUUGGGUCCUUGUUUUAUGCUAUCUACUUCAUUGUAAGCUUUCCAAUGUUUCUAAGGGUUGAAGAGAAACCUGGUGAUUUGUGGGACUUGUCCCGAGUUGCUGUUGAUUCUCUGGGGGCUGCAAUGCUGGUAACCAUAAUACUUGAUUUAUGGCGCAUAUUUCUGGGACCUAUUAUUCCACUACCAGAUACAAAACAGUGCCUUCGGCCGGGACUACCAUGGUUUUCUGGACAUGGGAAUGCAACUGGACAAACGUCUCUGUAAAAGGAACUUGAGUUCAAAUCAUCGCCAAAUAAGUAGUACUCGUGACAUGUGUUUUUUAAGUGAUUCUGUAAUAGCAGCUCUAGUGGUAUGUUGCUGCAGAAAUGUUGUGUUUUCUCAAGGCCGGGUAGGUACUUUUUGAUAGGCAAUGGGUUUUUAUUUUAUUUUAUUUUAUUUUUUGUUGGUGGCUCAAAUUUGGAUUGAUCAUCUACCUAAACACAUCUUAGGUGAAAAGUCAUGCAUUCACACGAGAUGUAUUUGGUUUGUCUAAUUUUAUCGACUUGUAUUAUUAGCCGUCUGAAUUAUCAGCCUAUAUCAAUUGUUCUAUCAACUAAAUUGACAAUAGCUAA
Molecule: messenger RNA, 1296 nt
Organism: Rubroshorea leprosula
Lineage: Eukaryota; Viridiplantae; Streptophyta; Magnoliopsida; Malvales; Dipterocarpaceae
Source: the annotation of a GenBank genome assembly